Messenger RNA from Fonsecaea multimorphosa CBS 102226, 1032 nucleotides. RefSeq lists its product as uncharacterized. The coding region runs from base 1 to 1032 and encodes 343 amino acids. NCBI's taxonomy places the organism in Eukaryota, Fungi, Ascomycota, Eurotiomycetes, Chaetothyriales, Herpotrichiellaceae. The record is from RefSeq and is a predicted model, not a curated record. The transcript has 4 exons.
AUGGAGAAGAGUGCUUUCGAGAAAACUUUCCCUAUCCAUACCAAACAUCCCCUCCGCGAGAACCUAGACGAGACCUCAGACAAGAUCCCCAAGAAACCGCCGCCAGCGGUCGUAUUCCACCAGAGCACCCAUCAUCUCCCGUACUUCGCCCAUCAACAGCUCGAUCCAGAGUACUUCCCCCUAGAUAUUGGUGUACCUGUUGGCAGUUACCCAGAGGAGAACGAUGAUGGAGACAAGACCAACAACCGAGGUUGGGACGAUGAUGAUAGCGACGCAGGGGCCGAUCUUGAGUCCGAAGCAGACGAUGACCUGAAUGCGGAGGUAGGAACAGUCAUAUUCUAUCUUCUCCUUUGGCGCAGCGUCACUGAACAGACUGAGCAGGGUCUCACACCCAAGCCCAAGCGUCGCCACAAGUUCGAAUCCAGCAAGGUCGCCAAUGCAGGAGAUAUCAAGAAGAUGAAAAUCCAGGGAGGCCGCCCCGCUGUUGCUAAAAAGGUGACGGCGGACCUGGACUCGGACGACGAGAUGAUUGUGCGCAUGAAAGAGGCUCGGUUUCUAGAGAAGGACAUCGCGCAAGCUCUCAUCGACCAAGGUCGUACUGCCUACAAUCCAAAGACCAUCGGCACUCGUUGGAGACGCAUCAAGGCUGCCUUGCAGAAGCGGCAGGACAAUCUCCUCGACGCUGAUCUGACAGAUUGGCACGAAGGGGAUGACGACGUUCUCUUGCAGGCUGUUAUCAAGGCCGAGAAAGAAGUGAAGAGACUGAAAGACGACAUCGAGUCAAAGAAGUGGCGCAUGCCCGUUGUCAACUUCUCCCAGAAUGCUUGUCGAGACAGGUACGAGGCUCUCCAGCAAGGCUGCGCAAAGCCCACUCCUGAAUCGAUCGAGAACCCUACCCCUGAAAUUCUCGAACGCGUCAAAUCCCGGAAGGACAAGGAGCGGAGGAUCCGAGAAGGAAACCAAAUGGCUGAGCGGGAGCAGAAGAAUGUCGAGGCGAAUGGGUGGACUUCGAGGAUGCGGACCUAUUUCUAG